AUUAUAGCAGCGGGGGCUCGGACACCGACACAAGAUCCCGGGAGUGUGGCCGGUUGUUGCUGCUUCCGUCACCGCCUCAUGACAGCGGCACGUUGGGGGGUGUGAUGCGUGAGACGCCCGGAGAGGCUCGCACACGGACAGCGCCAUUAACCCGGGUUAAAGCCUCUGUGGAGGACCUGGCAGCCGUGAAGACUUGACUGACUUCAGGCACAAGAAGAAGAAGAAGACCCUGCCUUGUUUUUAAAUGUCACUGUGUCCUGAAAACUGCAGACUUCAGACCCAAGCAAUAGCACUUCAUUAGGCCACCACCAGGAGUGAGGGGGGAGAUACAGGCUUUUACUACACUUCACCAAACAGACAUCAUGUCUUCCAGGGAGCGUCGAACAGAUGUCUACAUAAAGGCAGAACCGAGUAGUCCAGAGGGAGGUGGGGGAGGCCGCACCAGCCCCGGCGGAGCCUCGUCAGACUCGUCUCAAAGCGGAACCAGAGGAGACGGCACUAAACGUUACUCUCCGCCGCUGUACACACCAGCGCUGCGUUGUCACUUUAAAGACGAGGUCGGCGACGGAGCAGAGGAGGGCUCUGCCGGCAACGGAGCGGGGCGAUGCAAGUACGCCCUGAGCACGUUACCCAAGAGGCUCUGUUUAGUAUGUGGAGACGUGGCCUCAGGUUACCACUAUGGUGUGGCAUCAUGUGAGGCCUGCAAGGCCUUCUUCAAGAGAACCAUCCAAGGCUUCAGAACACGGUCAAUACAACCACACCAAGUUUAUACAGGUAACAUUGAAUACAGCUGUCCAGCAUCAAAUGAGUGUGAGAUCACUAAAAGGCGCAGAAAGGCUUGCCAGGCAUGCCGCUUCACCAAGUGCCUCAAAGUAGGCAUGCUGAAGGAGGGAGUUCGUCUGGACAGGGUGCGGGGGGGAAGACAGAAGUACAAGAGGCGCCCAGAAGUGGAUAACGCAACAUACCAGAAUGCCCCUCUACCACUGACAAAGGAGAGUGAAAAAGGUUCCUCCAACAUCAUUGUGUCCCACCUCUUAGUGGCAGAGCCAGAGAAGUUAUUUGCCAUGCCCGACCCCCUGCAGCCUGACACAGCCCAGCGGACGCUCACCACCCUGUGUGACCUUGCUGACCGCGAGCUGGUCGUCAUCAUCGGUUGGGCAAAACACAUUCCAGGCUUUCUGUCGCUCUCCCUAGCAGACCAGAUGUCUGUGCUGCAGUCGGUGUGGCUGGAGGUGUUGGUACUGGGUGUAGCGUACCGCUCGCUUGGCUGUGAGGACGAGGUGGUGUUUGCAGAGGAUUUUGUCCUUGAUGAGGAGAUGUCACGCGUCGCUGGACUCACAGAGCUGAAUGGAGCAAUUAGUCAACUCGCUCGCCGUUUCCGUUCUCUUAAUGUGGACCGGGAAGAAUUCGUCAUGCUAAAAGCCAUCGCACUGACCAACUCAGACUCUGUUUACAUCGAGGACAUGGAUGCUGUGCAGAAGCUGCGGGACCUUCUCCACCAGGCCCUGCUGGAGCUGGAAUGUCAGCGGCGCCCAGACGACGGCCAGCGGGCUGGACGCCUCCUUUUAACAUUGCCUCUCCUCCGACAAACUGCUGGUCGAGCUCUCACCACUUUCUACAGCAUCAAGACACGAGGAGGUGUACCCAUGCACAAACUAUUCCUUGAGAUGCUGGAAGCCAUGAUGGACUCUCCCUAGAGCCGCAAGCAGCAGACGUAAAGAGGAUGCUUGUAAAGACCCAACAGAGAUGUAAUCUUCAAGAGAGGAUGAAUCAGAGGACGGUUUUGGUAGAGAAUUAAUGAGAGAAAUGGUACUUUUUUAUCCUUUAGGCAACAUGAAGAAAGAAAAAGAAUAUUACUUGAGAAAAACCUCAUGUAUUGUCUCUAAGUGGGAAUGCGCUACUUAGAGUAAGAUGUAACUGCCAAACUUUUGUUCAAGGCUUCAAGAUCCCAGAGUGCAAACAUUAAACAUCAACGCCAGAAUACUUUGCAGUUAUUUUCGCGGAGCGUUCCAUCACAGUCUGCAGUUGCAUAUCCACUGAAGAACAACACUUACAGUAGGUACUGAGAACAGACUGCAGUCAUGUGGUUCCUGAACUUUAAAAAAAAUACAUACUGCUACUGCAUCUACUUGUGAAAGCCAUGACAAAAUAUCCGGACAGAGGACUUGAGGGUUCAGUAUAGUGUUGGAUUGAUGUGCACAUGGGGGUGCUUUUACUCACUAUACUUUAGUGUGCCGUUGUAGGCAAAUUCAUAGGAAUUACUUGCAAUAUGUUAAAAGCAAUAUAAUGACUUGAUUAUUGUCUGUCACGAAUUUAAAAUGUGGAUAAAUUGGUGAGACAUCUACGUGUGUGUGUGCGUGUGUGUGUGUGUGUAUAUCAGUAGUUCUCCAUUCUCAGGACCCCAGGUGCUUUAGUCUAGUGAAGCCUGAUUUUGGUAGGGGGGGGGGUGUCGGGUGAGUAGACUUAGAAACCUUCAAAUCUUUUUAAAAAUGGCACUUUGGGGGUUGAAUACUGGAAUUGAGAAUCACUGGUGUACAUAGUAGGUGCAGGAUUCUUUGUGUGAGGCUGUGCAAUUGAUUUGUAGUGCAGGGGACUUGCAUAUGAAGAUUGUGUGCUCAUAAAAAAGCUCAACUCGGAAGGUCAUAUGUUCAGUGUUGUAUGUAAGUCCUUUUGGCACAGAAAGAACUGGCCUCCAUACGAACAAGCGUGUGUGAACGUGUGCAGUCAAAACCAAUGAGCUACACUGAGAUCAGGGAAGAACACAGCUCUGACGUGAAAGCCAGUGUGGCAACAUUAGUGGUUAGAAAAGAAAUGCAUUUGCUUUUUUCUUUUUUAUACUGUCCUCCACUAGAUCUAACCACUAUUUUUGUCUGUUGUUCAAAAAUAAUGGUCUGACCUGUUUGAAUUGUGGGCUAUGAUAUAUAACACUAACCCAUGUGUUUGAUUUUUUUAGGGUUAUGAUGAGACUGCUUUUUCUGCAGCAGUGAAGAUCAUUGCAUAAAAAGUUCCCGCCUUUGUGUAUGUACAUGUGUUGAACUUUGAACUUGUUAGUGCCCAUCAAGGGCUCGAGGCAACAUGAAAUGCAACAUAUGCAACAUCUUCCUUUUUGGAUGUUGAAAUCAUGUCCGACAACAUUCUUUAAGUCAUUGUGAUUCAGCAGGUUUGUAUACUUACAGUAUAAAGAAUCCUUAUAUUCAGCUUCACAUGCAAUGCAAAAGCUACAGAAUCUGAUGUCCAAAAUCAGAUCCCAAAAAAUAUUAAGUGUCCAAAGGGCCAUGAAUCUUUUAGCCAUGUACAGUUCCAUUCAAAUAGACAGAAACAUGCAGUUUGUAGUGAAAGAUAACAAUGCCAGCAAGUGUUAUUCUACAAAUUCCCCCAGAGCAGUUAUAUUUGUGCAGCUCGCAGCGUGCACAAAUUUGUAAAGACUUGAAAACUCCUUUUUUCAUACAUGUUCCUUUCUAGGAUUUAAGGGUAUUUUAUUUACAUUUUGACACUGUUGUGGGUUUGGAAGGUUUCCAUUCAUGAUGUUUUUGAAUGCUUAUUAUUUUUAUUUUUUUUAAUGUAAGCAGUUGUCAUUUAGGGAUCAAUUUACAUGGCUAUAGAUCCAGCUGCUUGGUGAGGCUACAGAGGGGCUACCUCAUGAGGAAGAGAACGUGGCCAAGUAACUGUGUGAACACGUGUUAAAUCUUCAUCUUGUCCAGUUAAAUUUGAAUAUUAGGUUUAUUAAAUGUCGUGCAGUUUGUGCUAAAGCCUGAGAUCAUUUGUCUUUGACUUGCUUUCAAGGUGUAUACGGCUGAUUAAUCUCACUUUAUAAGAUGCCCUGUGGUUAAAAAAAGAAAGCAAAAAAGGUGUCUGCUGCUGGGGAGGCAACCCGACAGCUGAUGUGGUUUCCCCAGGAUUAAUGGUGCAGCUGGAAAACACUGGAGGUCACUUGCAGCAGUUCAAAUUGAAAACGGUUCAUUGUGUCUCACACAGCCACAGAUACACGACUGAGCGGGGAUUGACCUAUCUGGCAAAAUUUGAUUCUUAUACUCCCAUCUGCUUUUUAUUUUCAUCAGUUACAGCUAAUAUGAAACGUCUUUGGUCUGCGAUUUGUUUAUUAACCUAAUUUCUCUAUUAGUGAUCAGAUAUCUGAAGCAAACAAAUAAAUAUAGGUCGGGCUUUUAAAACUUUUUCAUUUUCCUAAAGGUGAAUCUUUUUUUCAUUAGCUUACAAAGACAUUUUCGGUACGGUCGGUUACGGUGAAGAGGGGAUCAUUUGCAGUGACGCUGUUCAAAUUAUACAGACAUUUGUAGUUUCUAUUAAAUAUGUGUGCAUUAAUAUAAAUGAGCAAUACAAUAAAUUACCAAACCUCACACAUUUCCUUGUAUAGCCACAGUGUACAUUUAACAUUGCCAGUUAUAAAGAAGAAUAGCUACUUAACGUUAUAUUAUUUAGACGUUCAAAUCAAUGUUUGUAUUUUGAAAGACUAUUUAAAUGAUUAAAUUCUAUUUUUUACUCAAUUUACUGUUGUUUGUUGACACUGCUUUAUUUUUGUGUGUGAUAUUGGCUGUGAAUCUCUGUGUGUAGGCUACUUUUUUUCCUUUUAGAGAAAAACAGUUUGAUGUCCUUGUCUAAACAUGUCCACAUUAAAAAAAAAUCACUGUGAAAAAAAAAGUGAGAUCCUCCGCUCUCUGUCCCCACAGGGCGUGGAUAUUGUAGGUGCUUUGUGUUGUGUAAUAAACGGACACACCACCACCAC
This is a messenger RNA of Limanda limanda (common dab), 4741 nucleotides long. It is a transcript of the gene esrra, whose product is annotated as estrogen-related receptor alpha. NCBI's taxonomy places the organism in Eukaryota, Metazoa, Chordata, Actinopteri, Pleuronectiformes, Pleuronectidae. Gene Ontology annotation, cellular component: nucleus. Bases 363 to 1697 code for a protein of 444 amino acids. The transcript is spliced from 9 exons. Gene Ontology annotation, biological process: regulation of DNA-templated transcription. Gene Ontology annotation, molecular function: zinc ion binding; DNA-binding transcription factor activity; steroid binding. The record is from RefSeq and is a predicted model, not a curated record.